AUGUCAAAAAAAGGACGUAGCAAGGGCGAAAAGCCUGAGGCACUGAUUGUUGCCCUACAGGCUGCCAAUGAGGAACUCAGGACCAAGCUAACAGACAUUCAAAUUGAGCUGCAUCAGGAGAAAUCUAAGGUUGCUAAACUUGAAAGAGAGAAGACUCAAGAAACUAAGCGCAUCCGUGAAGUGGAGCAGCGCAAGCAGACCGUGCAGAUCACGGAGCUAAAAGCCAAACUCCAUGAGGAGAAAAUGAAGGAGCUGCAGGCCGUGAGGGAGAACCUCAUCAAACAGCAUGAGCAGGAGAUGACGCGGAUGGUAAAAGUCCGAGACAGCGAAAUCCAGCGCCUCAAGUCAGCGCUGUGUGCACUGCGGGACGGGAGCAGCGAUAAAGUACGGACAGCGCUGACUAUUGAGGCUCGUGAAGAGGCCAGAAAACAGUUCGACUCCGAGCGCCUUAAGCUUCUGCAGGAAAUUACUGAACUGAAGUCUGCCAAAAAGCAGGUAGAUGAGGCCCUUAACAACAUGAUCCAAGCUGAUAAGAUCAAGGCGGGGGAUCUUCGGAGCGAGCAUCAGUCCCAUCAGGAAGCCAUUUCCAAGAUCAAAUGGGAGAGUGAAAGGGACAUUCGCCGCCUGAUGGACGAGAUCAAGGCUAAAGACAGGAUCAUAUUUUCCUUGGAGAAGGAACUGGAGACACAGACAGGCUACGUGCAGAAGCUGCAGCUGCAGAAGGAAGCUCUGGAUGAACAGCUCUUCUUGGUGAAGGAGGCAGAGUGUAACAUGAGCAGUCCCAAGAGAGAGAUCCCAGGAAGGGCUGGAGAUGGUUCGGAGCACUGCAGCAGCCCUGACUUGCGCAGAAACCAGAAGAGGAUAGCAGAGCUGAAUGCCACGAUCCGGAAGCUGGAAGACAGGAACACAUUGCUUGUUGAUGAACGGAGCGAACUGUUGAAGCGUGUCCGAGAAGCUGAGAAACAAUGUAAACCACUUCUGGAAAAGAACAAGUGCCUCACGAAGAGAAAUGAUGAACUUAUGCAGUCUUUGCAGCGCAUGGAAGAUAAACUCAAAGCUGUCACUAAAGAAAAUAUAGAAAUGAGAGAAAAAAUCACAUCGCAUCCUCCUCUAAAGAAAUUAAAAUCUCUCAAUGAUCUGGAUCAGGCUAAUGAGGAACAAGAAACGGAAUUCUUGAAGCUUCAGGUCAUAGAACAACAGAACAUAAUUGAUGAGCUAACAAGGGACAGGGAGAAACUCAUUCGUCGCAGAAAGCAUAAAAGGAGUUCAAAGCCAAUUAAGAGACAUGUGGUUGAUACAUUUUUUGGGUACGAUGAUGAUUCCAUGGACUCUGAAACAUCCUCUGUAGCCUCAUAUAGAACAGACAGAACACCAGCAACCCCAGAUGAUGAUCUGGAUGAGGGUUUAGCAGCUGAAGAAUCAGAGCUGCGGUUCCGACAGCUGACCAAGGAGUACCAGGCCCUGCAGAGAGCAUACGCACUACUGCAGGAGCAGACAGGAGGCGUCAUAGAUGCGGAAAGAGAAGCCAAGGCUCAAGAGCAGCUCCAAGCUGAAGUUCAGAGAUAUAAAGCCAAAAUAGAAGAUCUGGAGAAAACUUUGGCACAGAAAGGGCAGGACUCGCACUGGGUGGAAGACAAACAGCUUUUCAUUAAGAGGAACCAAGAGCUUUUAGACAAGAUAGAGAAACUGGAAGCAGAAAACAACCGUCUGCAACAGGAGCUGCAGGAUGCCCGAGAUCAGAAUGAGCUGCUGGAGUUCCGCAACCUGGAGCUGGAGGAAAGAGAGAGACGGUCUCCACCAUUUAAUCUCCAGAUUCACCCAUUCUCAGAUGGUGUGAGUGCUCUACAGAUCUACUGCAUGAAGGAAGGGGUUAAGGAUGUCAGCAUCCCAGACCUCAUAAAGCAGCUAGACAUCCUAGGUGAUAAUGGGAAUUUAAGAAAUGAAGAACAAGUAGCCAUAAUUCAGGCUUCCACUGUAUUGUCCUUGGCAGAAAAGUGGAUCCAGCAGAUCGAGGGAGCUGAAGCUGCUCUGCAUCAGAAGAUGAUGGAACUGGAAAGUGAUAUGGAACAAUUUUGCAAAAUAAAAGGCUAUUUGGAGGAAGAAUUAGACUACAGGAAGCAAGCUCUUGACCAAGCAUACAUGAGGAUCCAGGAGCUUGAAGCCACCUUGUACAAUGCUUUGCAGCAAGAAACGGUGAUAAAGUUUGGGGAACUGCUCACUGAAAAACAGCAGGAAGAACUGAGGACAGCAGUGGAAAAGCUAAGACGUCAGAUGCUGAGGAAAAGCAGAGAAUACGAUUGCCAGAUUCUUCAGGAGAGGAUGGAGCUGCUCCAGCAGGCUCAUCAGAGGAUCCGAGAUUUAGAAGAUAAAACUGACAUCCAAAAGAGACAAAUUAAGGAUCUGGAGGAAAAGUUUCUAUUUCUGUUCUUGUUCUUCUCUCUUGCCUUUAUUCUUUGGCCUUGAUGUCAGUGUGCCUCUUGGAAAGGAUUAGCAGCACUCACUGCUGUACUUUGCAAAUAAGGAAGGACAUGCAU
Messenger RNA from Apaloderma vittatum (bar-tailed trogon), 2534 nucleotides. RefSeq names its product janus kinase and microtubule interacting protein 2 (gene JAKMIP2). The record is from RefSeq and is a predicted model, not a curated record. NCBI's taxonomy places the organism in Eukaryota, Metazoa, Chordata, Aves, Trogoniformes, Trogonidae. The transcript is spliced from 22 exons. Bases 1 to 2463 code for a protein of 820 amino acids. Gene Ontology annotation, molecular function: kinase binding; microtubule binding.